Messenger RNA from Penaeus chinensis, 1207 nucleotides. RefSeq names its product oplophorus-luciferin 2-monooxygenase non-catalytic subunit-like. The transcript is spliced from 4 exons. Bases 35 to 1102 code for a protein of 355 amino acids. Gene Ontology annotation, molecular function: protein binding. The record is from RefSeq and is a predicted model, not a curated record. NCBI's taxonomy places the organism in Eukaryota, Metazoa, Arthropoda, Malacostraca, Decapoda, Penaeidae.
UGUGGAGUGUUGCAUAUGCCACAAUCGGCACAACAUGCAUCCCUUACUGCAACAAAUAAUUUUAACAGCGCUUCUUGUCGGAUGCCUCGGGGACACGCUGGGUCGGAAUGAGUCUCCAGGGAACCCCGACAGAGCGAAGCGUCCCCGCCAGAGCUCGUGUCCUGACCCCGAGGACAUCCUCCCCUGCGAGUGCACCUUCGACGAGCAGUUCGGGGCCAUGGACAUGAACUGCUCCGGCGUCCUUGACGAGGAGCAGCUCCGCCACGUGUUCCUGGCGGACGUGCCCGACAAGCAGUUCCGAGCGCUCAUUAUUACCAACAACCCUUACAUCCGUGUCCUUGAGAAUGGCGUCUUCAGCGACUUCACUUUCCAGCGCAUUGACAUCAUGGACGGCGUUUUGGAGGUGGUUGAGGAGGCGGCUCUGACGGGCAGCGCCUCCACGGUCUUCGAGAUGAACUUCCACAGGAACAAUAUCACGGAUUUCCCCUUCCUGAGCCUCCGGGAGUUCUCAUCCCUCGAGAACCUCAACCUCCACUACAAUAAGAUCAAGGAGAUCCCUGUCUUCGAGUCAGGGUCCAUGAAGGAGUUCUACAUCUUCGGGAAUCCUUUGGCGCAUCUACCUAUGGAGAGCCUCACUGGCUUGCCGAACCUCAAGACGUUUGGUGCGUCGGAAUGUGAUAUACCAGAAAUAUAUCCAGGAGUCUUCGACCACCAGGUCUCCUUGAGGAACGUGUAUUUGCAGAAGAACCACUUGACCAAAAUCCCCAGCGGCGCCUUCCGUACCUCUGGAGAGACGAUCUUCCACAUCGUGCUGGAUGACAACCUUAUCGCAGAGGUUGCUGAGGGCGCCUUCCCAGACAUGAAGGAACACACGUCCAUUUACUUGUAUAACAAUCGGUUACGCCUUUUGGAAGAACCUGUGUGGCGCCCCCUGUUGGAGAAUGACGUCACAGUCUGGCUCUCUGGCAAUCCCCUGACCUGCGGAUGCGACGCAGCGUGGGCGGUGCUCAAUCCCGACCUCCUGCGGCAGUUGCCCAACGCCCACUGCGAGAGCGGGGUUGACCUGGCUGACCUUGACCCGGGAAUCUUUGAAUCCUGCUGACCUGUAGGACCCUCAGAUAAAUCAGUUCAACCUCGGGAAAUAUUUGGAGGGAAGGAAAAGAUAAGUCAUGUAGGAAGGUAUAAAUAAAACAUGUGGAACACCAAA